Molecule: messenger RNA, 537 nt
Organism: Microstroma glucosiphilum
Lineage: Eukaryota; Fungi; Basidiomycota; Exobasidiomycetes; Microstromatales; Microstromataceae
Exons: 4
Coding region: 1-537 (178 amino acids)
Cellular component (GO): cytoplasm
Molecular function (GO): zinc ion binding
Source: RefSeq, a predicted model, not a curated record
AUGGAGUUCGGGACCAACUGCCACCUCUCCACCUGUCUGCACCUCUCCUUUCUCCCCCUCUCAUGCCCAUACUGCCACCAUUCCUUUUGCGAGUCUCACUUCCUUCCACGCCAGCACGCAUGUACUGCUCCCGGUAGUGCGGAUAAUGUCUUGAGCAGUAACGAGGUGCUCAAGAGGGUAUUGCGAGCUAAUCCUUCUGCAAGAUUGCCCUGUCAGAAGAGGGGGUGUAAAAAUUUCAGCCUCGAAGUUGGAAAGGAGAGCAGUGAGGGAGCUCAGGCGAGGGUAGUAGUCAAGGAUGGUACUGAUCUGCAGACGCCAGGGAGGGCCUUCGAGCACGCUGCUCCCACUUGCGUGAACUGCAAGGGAUUGUAUUGCAUGGGACAUGUCGCACCUCGAGCGCAUGACUGUCAAGCGCCUCCACCACCCACCGAAGGACAGCAGAGGAUGAACGCCGCCGAGGAGAGGAAACGCAAGGCGAGGGAGAUCCUCAGCAAGAAUUUUGCCAAUCGAGGAGCAAGUGCGAGCACGAAGAAGUGA